AUGCAAAAUGAAAAGCCUUCUGAAGCUAUUAAAUACUUGGAAAAAUCACUGGAAAAUUCAUAUUUUUCUUCUGAUAAAGACUUUCGUGUCACUGUUUAUACUCUAUCAGUGAUUAUUUAUAUUCAGUCUAACAAUCUAGAUAGUGCCGAAGAAUGUUGUCGUCAAGCUCUUAAAUGUCAAUCACCAACAAAUAUCAGUAUACAGGCUGAUAAUUUAUUAGCAGAGAUUCCACAGUUGAAAAUCAUUGUCAAAUACCAAAAUCCAGACUAUGCCCGUCAAUUCGUUCGUGCUAGUUUUCAAUUUUUCUCAACAGUUGGUGUUAAUCAUGUCACUGAAUUCGAGUAUGCUUCCUACAUCAAUCGAUUCCAAACUUCUACCUAUGAUGAGUUGAUCACCUUCGCUGAUCAUUACCGUCAUCAGCAAAAUUAUACACGUGCAUCAACAUACUAUAGUAAAGCUGUCAAAAAUAUGACAGAAAUCGAUUCCAAACUGAUGUGGAAUGUCUACAGAAAGAUGGUAAGAAUGAAACAUGAUGAUGAAGAUCGAUAUCAAUAUCAUGUUAUCGAACAAUAUUCGAAAUAUGAUGAUGAUAAUCCAAAACAUUUUGAAAUCAUUGCAACAUUACAAAUAAUCAUGUACAAAUAUUGUCUCACUCAAAAUGAACAUAAUCUUGCAUUCGAUUGUUUAAUACAAGGUAUCUUCAUGAAAAUCAAAUGCUUGUAUCAUCAAAUCAGUAUCGAUUCUAAGUAUAUUUAG
This is a messenger RNA of Rotaria sp. Silwood2, 756 nucleotides long. Lineage: Eukaryota; Metazoa; Rotifera; Eurotatoria; Philodinida; Philodinidae. The record is from the annotation of a GenBank genome assembly.